Uncinocarpus reesii 1704 is the source of this 2892-nucleotide messenger RNA. RefSeq lists its product as uncharacterized. The transcript is spliced from 3 exons. Gene Ontology annotation, molecular function: protein binding; RNA binding. Gene Ontology annotation, biological process: positive regulation of rRNA processing; positive regulation of transcription by RNA polymerase I. Lineage: Eukaryota; Fungi; Ascomycota; Eurotiomycetes; Onygenales; Onygenaceae. Bases 1 to 2892 code for a protein of 963 amino acids. The record is from RefSeq and is a predicted model, not a curated record. Gene Ontology annotation, cellular component: nucleolus.
AUGAAGGAGAAGCGGUCUUUGCGGCCGGAUGGGUCGCCGGACGCGAAACCUGCCCGUGAGGCUAAACGGCUAAAGCAAAGCAAGGAUUCAAAUAUCUCUCCUGCGAUUGUUUCGCGAAAUAGGGAUAAAAAGCUUUCAGGACAGGGUCAAGCCCCCUCCCCGAACAAGACUCCCUCGAAGAAGUCAAAGCCAGAGCCUACACCAACAUUGGAGGUGCUUUCAGUUAUACCUACCAACGCCAAAGAGCAAGAGCUAGGACAAUUGAAGCGGUCUGAUCAUUGGAAUCUAUCAUACCGCAGUGGGGGACGCUUCUUGAAUCUGGAUCCCGUCUUCUCAAUAGACGAAAAAUAUAUCAUCCUCGCCCAGGAAAAUGCCGUGCAAAUCUAUUCCAUGUCGACGUCUACGAUUGUCCGGAUCCUGCAUAACCCGGACGAAUUCCGCCGCAUCGCAGGAUACAAACUCUCUCCCUCUAACCCAGCCCAUCUUUUCGUUGCAACACACUCUGGCCAUGUAUCGGAAUGGAAUUGGACGACUGGUGACCUGAUACAAUCACAGAAAUCCUCGGAAAAGGUCAUCGCCAUCGAUGUUAUCGGGGACGUGUCCGGCGAUUCCCCAGCUGAUGCCUCGCCCAUCCUCUACAGCAUUUGCAAAACCAAAAACAAAAAGUACAGUGUAUGUAAGUGGAGAAAUACUGCCGGCACCAAAGCGCAAUCGUGGAAACAAUCUGUGAUAUACCAAACGUCCACUCGUAUCGGCAAUGUUCGCGUCGCCGCCAACGGCCGACUUAUCAUCGCAACUGCCGGUCCGUACGUCGUAAUCGGCCAAGCUAGUAUGCCGGCGUCACAAAAUCAAAAGAAUUUUGAAUAUACCUGGCGAAAAGUCCGGCUGCCGAUAGUCGUCUCAUGUUUUGAUAUUCGGGAGCCGGCUCAGCCCGAUAAACCUACAGGACCCCAAAAGGGGCGUUCACCCCCCAUCGCAAUAGACCUCGUAGUUGGAAGCUCCGAUGGUGCGAUAUUGAUAUAUCAUGAUUUUGCCAAUACGUUGUUGCGGUAUGAGGGCCAAGGCGAACUGGAUGCUGGAUUGGUCGCCCGAAAACUACACUGGCACAGAGAUCGGGUGAACACAGUAAAGUGGUCGAAAGAUGGCAAUUAUCUCAUAUCUGGAGGUUUGGAAACGGUACUGGUGCUUUGGCAACUCGAUACUGGGCGAAAGCAGUUCCUACCACACCUUACCUCUCCAAUCUGCACGGUGGUGGUGUCUCCGUCUGGGACCAGCUAUGCUGUUAAACUCGCGGAUAACUCUAUUAUGGUGUUGUCAACAUCAGAACUAAGGCCAACAACAAGCAUGAGCAGCUUGCAGCUACCCUCAAACGACGAUAUGAAGAACCCAGAAACCAAGGGAUCGAGCAGCAAAACGAUUGAAAGCAUCCGUGAGCGGCCUAUUGGUGUUCUUCCUGCAGUUUUGCACCCUGUACUGUCGGAUUAUCUACUCCUGGCGGUCCCCUCAUCUCAGACGGCUCCUUCGACAGCCAAAUCCCCAACCGCUUCGUUUCUACAGACUUUUGAUACGCGGUCAAACCAACAUAUUUCCCGUCAAGCCCUUGCGCGAACUAACGUAUCAGUACUACACACGGGCCCUGAUGGCACCGAGUUGACUACGCCAGAUGUCAAAUUUGUUGAAAUAUCAUCCGAUGGAGACUGGCUGGUCACGGUUGAUGAAUGGGAACAGUAUCCAGGAUCUCUGAAUAUUUUAUCGCCUCUUGAUGAGCCUGAUGCAAGGCAACGAAAAAGAGAAAUAUUUUUGAAAUUCUGGCACUGGCAUGAAACCAAUCGCGAAUGGGAAUUGGUCACUCGAGUGGACGGACCGCACUUUUCGCCAUCGAGUGGUUCGAUGCCUAUCCGUGGUUUGGUUGCCAACCCACAGGAUUUGAGCUUUGCAACUGUUGGUGAUGACGGGGUGGUUCGGCUGUGGAAACCCGAAUAUAGGUCUGCCCAUUCACGUACGCAAGGCGAACACCGUCUGGUCAAGUCAUGGCGAUGUUCUCAAAAUAUCCCAUUAGCUGGGUCCCUGUCCGCAGCCACUUCUUCGGGUCCGAUGCAUUCAUGUUUGGGCUUCUCGGAGGAUGGCUCGGCUCUCGCUGUAUGCUGGGCUGGACCAUCCAAUUCCGGACCCAGCCUUGUAUAUAUCAUUGAUCCCCACAGAGGCCGAGUUGCACAUAUCCGUGAGGGACUGUAUUCUGGAAUCCCCCGAGGAUGCGGUUUCCUGGACCGAUAUUUGGUGGUUCUGUCCGAUCACCUCGUCUCACUGGAUACAGUCACCGAUCAGAUUGUCUUUGCGCUUAUGCUAGUCGAUAGGGACGAUACCCAACGUUUCGACAAAUACACCCCUUUGCUCUCCUUAAACCACCGGAACCAAACCUUUGCCAUAACAUAUCCCACAUCGCAGCCUGAAUCAUCGAAAUCCGGCCAUAAGCUACGUUUCCAAGUGGCAGUGUUGGAGCCGACGACGCCUAAUCCACUGUUUGCAACAAGAGUCAGAAACGCCCCACGAGCACUUCUGUCAAGCGUCAAGUCUGGGGACUACACCGUUGUUGACUCAACAGCCCGCAUACUGCAGCUCUCGUCGAGUAACCAAAUGGCUCGUGUGCCGAUUGAAACCAGUGCCAUUGACCUACCCCUUGGAACUGGUUUGGAAAAUAUCUUUGGCUCUCGCCGGCUGUUGGCCGAGGCGAGCCAGUCUAAGCUGGACGGCAACCGUACUGAGGUUCAACAUGGGCAGACAAGGAAUUUGGCCGAUAUAUUUGAUAUUGGGCCUUCAUUUGCGCUACCUGACGUCGAUGUCCUUCUCAAGGAUGUGGUGGAGAUGUAUAGUACGAAAAGUGUAGAAGCCUAG